Messenger RNA from Drosophila albomicans, 2092 nucleotides. RefSeq lists its product as uncharacterized. Lineage: Eukaryota; Metazoa; Arthropoda; Insecta; Diptera; Drosophilidae. The record is from RefSeq and is a predicted model, not a curated record. The transcript has 10 exons. The coding region runs from base 68 to 2077 and encodes 669 amino acids.
UCUGCUUGUACAAAGAAGCACAGCUUAAAAUUUUGUUAUUAAAAUUAUUGCAAAACUCGCGUUUAAAAUGUGUAUAAAUACAAACGGAUUCAUAGGUUCACUUUUAGAUUGCCCUCUGGUUAUGGGAAUAGCAGUCUAUUUGUUAAAGCAAUACAUGCAAGGCGGACAAUUCGAAAAGCAAACCGAUGAAACGGGAAAAGUUGUAAUUGUAACCGGUUCGAAUACUGGCAUUGGCAAGGAGACUGUCUUGGAGCUGGCACGUCGAGGGGCCACUGUUUAUAUGGCUUGCAGGGAUAAAAAGAGAACGGAUCAAGCUCGUCUGGAAAUAAUUAGGGAAACCAACAACCAAAACAUUUUCUUCCGUGAACUCGACUUGGCUUCUCUGGAUUCCAUUCGCAAAUUUGUCACGGGCUUCAAGGGCGAACAGGACAAACUACACAUUCUCAUCAACAAUGCUGGUGUGAUGCGUUGUCCCCGAAUGCUAACCAAAGAUGGCUUCGAAAUGCAGCUGGGCGUCAACCACAUUGGUCACUUCCUCCUGACAAACUUAUUGCUGGAUGUGCUGAAGAAAUCGACACCCAGUCGAAUUGUCAACGUAUCCAGCUUGGCUCACAAUCAUGGCACAAUUAAUAUUAAUGACUUAAACAGCGAGAAAUCCUAUGAUGAAGGAAAAGCUUACUGCCAGAGCAAGUUGGCCAACAUAUUUUUCACUCGCGAGUUGGCCAAACGCUUGGAAGGAACAGGCGUGACUGUCAACGCUAUUCAUCCUGGUGUGGUCAACACUGAGCUUGGCAGACACAUGAAGAUCCUCAAAAACUUUAUCGGACGCUUGGUUAUAACAUGUUUGUUGUGGCCAAUACUGAAGACACCUAAAAGUGGCGCCCAAACUACUUUGUAUGCCUCUCUCGAUCCAGAAUUGAAUGGAGUAUCUGGACUGUACUUUAGCGAUUGCAAACCGAAGAAAGUGGCGCCCGCUGCCUUCGAUGAGGAGACUGGAAAGCUCCUCUGGGAGGAGAGUGAGAAGUGGACCCGUACCAAAUGCUCGAAGUGUUUCUUUAUUGCCACAGUUUAUGACGACAACUCGACCAGCACAAACAUGUGCUCCAUUGAUUGCUUAUUGAGUUCAUUAAUUGUUUGGCCGGUAAUGCUUGCCCUUGGAAUUUACUUUUUGAGAAAAUACACCCAAGGUGGUCAGUUUACAAAGAAAACAGAUGAAACGGGGAAGGUUGUGAUUGUAACCGGUUCGAAUACGGGAAUUGGCAAGGAGACAGUCCUUGAACUGGCACGUCGAGGUGCUACUGUCUAUAUGGCAUGCAGAGAUAAGAAGAGAACAGAGCAAGCUCGAUUGGAGAUUAUUAGAGAAACCAAUAAUCAAAAUGUUUUCUUCCGUGAAUUGGACUUGUCAUCUCUUGAUUCCGUUCGAAACUUUGUGACUGGGUUUAAGGCUGAACAGAACAGACUGGAUAUUCUCAUUAACAAUGCAGGAGUAAUGCGUUGUCCACGCUCACUGACUAAGGAUGGGUUUGAACUACAAUUGGGCGUCAAUCAUAUGGGCCACUUUUUGUUAACCAACUCUCUACUGGACUUGCUUAAGAAAUCGUCGCCUAGUCGCGUGGUCAUCGUGUCCAGCAGAGCACACACUCGAGGCACAAUCAAUGUGGAUGAUUUAAACAGCGAGAAAUCCUACGAUGAAAAGAGCGCCUACAAUCAAAGCAAGUUGGCCAACGUGUUGUAUACCCGUGAAUUGGCCAGACGCUUGGAGGGAACGGGUGUGACUGUCAACUGCCUGCAUCCAGGUCAAGUCAACACAGAAAUCAGUAGACAUAUGCCAUUUUUCCAAACAUUUUUUGGACGCAUUGUGUUAAGCCUUUUGAUAUGGUUGUAUGUCAAGUCACCAAAGAGUGGCGCCCAAACCACUUUGUAUGCUGCUCUCGAUCCUGAUUUGAAUGGCGUAACUGGACUGUACUUUAGUGAUUGCAAACCGAAGCAGGUGGCACCCGCCGCUCUAGAUGCGAAUACUGCCAAAUUUCUUUGGAAGGAGAGCGAGAAAUGGACUAAAGCACCUAAACUGUAUUAGUUGCUUCAUAGUUUU